GUCACCAAUGAAACCGAGUUGAUUUGAUAAAACUGGACCGCCCCAUUUUCGCAGUAUCAGCCAUCGAGAUAUCUUUCGAUCUGUUGAUCUCUCACCAGCCAACCUUGGAAGGGUCCAUGCGGUCCGACUCCCGAUCUCCCUCCACUACUCAGCCACAUCGACACCUUGAAACCUCAACAAACGGCGUGAAGAUGAAGAGAGGGGAAUAUGCCAGAAUCAGGACAGGUCUUGCAGUCUCGAGUGGUGCGAAGGAGGAAUCCACGACCUAUCAAUUCCUGCGUCGAAUGUCGCACACGUAAAUCACGCUGCUCGAAGACGCACCCUUGCCAGAAUUGCACCGCCUUCGGCCGGGAAUGCAUCUUCAUCACUGUUCCUGAGAGCGCCGCGCGGAAGAAAGACCGAGAGCAAAGGGAACGCGCAGCUUCAAAGAGUGGUUCUGGAAUUACUGCACCGGACUGGACGCGGAAUAUUCCAGUUCGGACGCAGAGUACAUCCAGUCUGCCGGACAAGUACGAGAACUCGAACUCGACUUCUGCCAACACGCACACGCCGGGAACUCCGCCCAGGGAUUACGAGUGGGAGGCCUACCAGCAGGAUGUCGAGGUUGAUGAUGGAGACGCAUGGGAAAGAUUGCCUGCUGAGCCUGAAGAGACGCAAGACGAUGUGUAUGAAGAUGAGAAUGACGACGAGGAUCAGAUUGCGACCGAUCUUACCAUUCGCAUUGGGAGGAUGAUUAUAUGCGAAAACGUGACUGGAUUCUUUCGCCCUCAGUAUGCCGAAGAGUUGGGCAAGCUCCUGUCGGAGAGUCAUGCUUCGUCGUCAGUAGUAGCAGGUCAGAGGGCACCGCAGUCUUCUGCGCUUCUGUCGGCAGAGCAGAUGCCUUCAUUGGCGCCUUCACUCAACCUGCUUCUAGGUGGCUCGAUUUCUGUUCAUCAGAACUGCGACAUUGAGCCGCCUCAGCUUCCGACGAAAAUGGAAGUAGAGGCGCUCUUUCAUCGAUAUCUUGAAGCUGUCAGCCCUCUUGCACACGUGUUGCAUAUCCCGUCUUUCAAACGGCUGUUUGAUCGGUUCUGGAUGAACAUUGACAUCGGGAACACUAACCAGAACUCCUGCACUGCGUUGAUCUUAGCAGUGUGUAUGGCGGCUGCUGCAUCGGUAUCACCUUUGCAGGCAAAAUCGCAGUUCGGCAUCACCAAGGAAGAUUUGUUUUUGAGACUGCAAAAAGCCACCGAACGAGCGCUGCUCCGUGCCAACUGGGCAAAGACUUCGAACAUCAGAACUCUUCAGGCCUUGACCAUCUACCUGAUACCGCUUUGCAGAGCCCAAAUUUCCCGAGCAACGUCCGUUGUGGUCGGCGCUCUUGUCCGUCUAGCACAAUGCAUCGGCAUCCACCGUCUUAGUUAUAGUUCCGCAAACAGCCUGACCCCUCUCCAACGCCAUGUCCGCUCUCUCCUUUGGUACCAAAUCUGCUUCCUCGACUUCAAAACAGCAGAAGCACAAGGCCCCCACCCCUCUAUCCGAUCCGACGACUUCGACAUCGCGCUCCCCCUCAACGUUGACGACGAUGCCUUCGAAUUCGGCAGUCCGAAGUGGCAGCAAAACCCAACAUCCUCGCACACCUGGACCGAUGUGACACUCUCUCUCAUCCGCUACGAAUGCAACGAAAUCCACCGCCUCAUCUUCCGAGGCAGAAUAGAAAUGGACCGUAAACACAUCACACUCCACGACCUGCGCGCCCGCGUCGAGGCGCGAAAACGCCAAAUCCAAAUAAAAUACCUGCACCACCUCGACGCCUCAUCCCCGCUGCAGCGCUACGCCGGCCUCGUCGCCACUCUGCUCAUGGCCCGCUGCGACUCAAUGCUGCUCUACCGGCACCUGCCCCAAACCUCGCUAAACCCACGCUCAGAAUCCGAAAACCGCCUUCGUGACGUCCUCCUCACCGCGGCCCUCACAACGCUAGAAAUCGGCGCAACACUCGACACCCUCCCCUCGCUCAGCCCCUGGUCCUGGUAUUCAACAACUUACCAGCAAUACCACGCCGUGCUGCUCCUCCUCACGGAGCUAUACCGCACACCCGACCUCCCCCGCCGCGAGCGCAUCACCACCAUCAUCGACCACAUCUUCGGGCACUGUUACGGCGUCGAUAUUACGCAGCGCUGCUCCGAUCUACUCUUCACGGUCAAGGAGAACCUCGAAGCGUUCUACGUCAUGAAAGGUUUCAAUCGAAAGCGACUCCAUCUCGCGCCCCAGCAACACCCCACGCUGCAGCCCUUACCAAGCUUCUCGUCGCCUGGAUACGGACAGCGGCCACACAGCCAGCUCAGCCGCGCGAGUACAGGCGUGGGGCUAGAUAGUCUGAACCAGGAGUUUGACAGCUUGUUGGGCGGUUUGAACGGCGGUGGCGGGAGCACAACGGAGGACUUUGACAUAUUUUCCGGCAUGGGGGGCGGCGGGUGGGAAGGCAAGUCUUCUGUUGGCGGCGUUGUGCACGCCCAAACGCACGACUCGGGCGCGAUAUUUGUGCCCGUUGAUACUGGGGUGCAAGAUUUCGGCACUACGAGCCCGAAUGGCGGGUUGCAGCAAUGGGAAAACUGGAACUUUCAAGCGCCACAAAAGUACGAGAAUUGAGUGAGCUAUUUCUCAUGGUUUAGUGUGGCCUGGUCUGGCCUGGCCUUUGUGCCAAUGUGCUACGGGAAUGUUUCAUGUUUCCUUCUGGGUGUGGGAAUGUACGAGUAGCCGGGGCAUCAUUUUGGGGAUUGGAUUGGAAAGACAGGUCAAGAGGGUCAUGAAUGUUUCCGAUAGAG
Molecule: messenger RNA, 2804 nt
Organism: Dothidotthia symphoricarpi CBS 119687
Lineage: Eukaryota; Fungi; Ascomycota; Dothideomycetes; Pleosporales; Dothidotthiaceae
Exons: 6
Coding region: 208-2628 (806 amino acids)
Biological process (GO): regulation of DNA-templated transcription; DNA-templated transcription
Molecular function (GO): DNA-binding transcription factor activity, RNA polymerase II-specific; DNA binding; zinc ion binding
Source: RefSeq, a predicted model, not a curated record